Messenger RNA from Adineta ricciae, 1476 nucleotides. The record is from the annotation of a GenBank genome assembly. Lineage: Eukaryota; Metazoa; Rotifera; Eurotatoria; Adinetida; Adinetidae.
AUGACAGCAACAAUUUUACAGCACUCCAAUUGGGAUACUUUUUCACCUUGUGCACCUCUAACCUACGGUGAAUUAGUUCCAGCGUCCUUUGACUUUGAUCAUUCUCUAAUGGAUAUUCAGAAUCUCCUUUCAACUAUGGAACCGAUGCAAAUGGAUGAAAUUAAAUUUGAAAGCCUGAAUUCGGUUGAAAAUUCUCAGGAAUCUCGUGUCUUGGUGACAGAAAGCCCUAGCAGUCAACUCACACUUCAUUCCAAUCUAAUAUGCGGCGUUUGUAGCGCCCCAGCGACUGGGUACAAUUUCGAUCAAGUCACAUGUGAAUCAUGCAAGGCGUUCUUCCGUCGCAAUGCCCUACGAGAUACGUCUUCUUUAAAAUGUCGUUUCUCGGGUUCGUGCAUUAUCAAUAUUCACACACGUCGGCAAUGUACUUAUUGCCGUUUGAAGAAAUGCUUCGAUAUCAAAAUGCGCAAAGAAUGGAUUCGAACCGAAGAAGAAGUGAAGCUGCGACAAAUACAGAAGCAGAUGAAACAAGAACGAAGAUUCUACCUAAAUGGAAUCGACUCGAAAACAACAAUCGUUCUUCCGCUUGUGGUACGAAAGAAGAAACGUUUAAUGGGAAGAGCAACUUCCGUAGUUCAAUCGAUAUGCACUGCAGCAUUUUUUUCUUUUCAUCAAAAUUUGAAUGAGUCAGACAAUAGCUGGCUAAAUAAUAUCGCUCAUGCGUAUCAAAUCACGGCCAAUCAAGCAGAUGGGUUACGGUUUAACUACUACGAUGAGUCAAUGUCAUUAAUUCAGUUCGUUAACAAGGAAAGUUCAAUACAUCGGUCAUUGGUGGAGUUCUUUACGAAAGUUCCGGUAUUCAAACAGAUAGACUUGGAUGAUCGAGUUCGAUUGAUAAAAUCGAAUCUCCUCAAUAUCGUACAUUUACAUGACAUUUUGAUACAAAAUUUCUCCGAAAGCCCAAUUAUUGGUUACUUGAUGAGCAAAUGGAUCAAUCCUGAAUUCCAUCAACAAAUGUCUCAGACACGUCAAUAUCUCUAUCGAUUUUGCAAUCAUCCAUUGAUUCUAAAACUCGCACUGAUUACUUUCGUCUUCAGUAUUUACGAAGUGGAUAAAUGUUCAAGUAAAACCAACAUACUAGACGUUCAGCAUGUGUUUAGUACAUUAUUAUGGCGAUAUCUGAAUGUCGUAUACGAGGAAAAAGAAGCAAUUAUUUCGAUGGAUGUUAUAACAAGGCAAAUCUUACGAUAUCAGUCAUUGAUGGAUAUCAUGGAAGGUCAUUGGAAACUGUUGAAUCUCGUAGAAAAAAUCUGUUCUUUCGAAAUAAAUUGGAUACAUGACAGUAAAAUCGGAUCAACAGAACGAGGUAUGUCAGAACGGGAAAAUGUUUUUUUCAUUGACACAUCUCGAUCAUCAAUAAAAAAUGAUGUAUAUGACCGUAUUGCGUCGAUCGGUAUUAAAUUAGAACAGAAAAUCUAA